CUGCAAUCAUGGCUUAUAAUUUCGGGAUGCAAGAAAGAUUCGAACUCGCAGAGGCGCAAUGCGGAUUCCUGCCUCUUAUCACCAUUAUAGGCUUUUUGUCUGUCGCCGGAACACACGAGCUCAGGAUGACCCUCGAAGAAAACAUACAGACUUUGACCACAACACAUCCGAUACUACGUGCCAUCAUUAUCAACAGAUUGACCAGAAGACCGGAGUGGAAGGAAAUGGACGUGGUGCCCACCACUCAGGAGAUCCUCGAUGCAGACACGUCUAUAGCGAUGUCUGUCGAGGAGGUCAUUGUCCAAGAAGACAAAAAGGGAGCACUGCUCAAUCUGGACACUGGACCGCUCUGGCGUGUCGCGAUCUACGAGCAGGAAUCCUCUGGUGUUGGAAGAGGAUGCUACAUUGCGUUGAGUAUAUGUCACAUAGUCACGGACGGCAGCGGUGCAUUGGAGCUCUAUCGCCAGCUCUUCCGGACCAGGAAAGGAUCUGAUACGAACAUGGUCAAGGAUCUUGUCCCGAUACCACCUAGGGCGGAAGAUACAGUGGACUUGCGACCCUCUCUAGUGACAGCGUUGAAGGCGUUCGUACAGGAGAUUGGCGUGAAGGUACUACCUUCAGCUCUCCAACGCUAUGUUGAGAAAAUCCCGGCUUGGCCGGCACAGAACACUUCGCCCAUUGAUCCGAUUUCUCCAAAGGUAAAUCGUAUUGCUCUCGAGCUCGGGUCAAACAAAUCGCUGGUUCGUGAACUGAAAUCAUUCGGCAAGAUUGGCGGAACAGGGACGCUCCAAUCGGUGCUAAACACUGCUGCGAUUAUCGCUUUGACAGCAGCUAUUGAUACGAGCGACGGUCUGACAGCACUUGGGACAGAAACCCCAAUAUCACUCCGUUCUCGCGAUCUUGGGCACCCGCCUUUUGGGGGCAACUAUACCGCCCUUGCAGAGUUUAUCUUGUCUCCGGAAGCAAUUCGAAGCCAAAGCGUUUCAGAUGUGCUCUCUGCGUACGGGGAGUGCUUGCACACCCCUCAUGGUCUGGAAGAAGCCCGGUCGAGAGCCGGGAUGCUGCAGCUUAUUCCAGACAUCCCAUAUCUGGUCAGCCCCACAUUCAAGAUACAAAAUCAGAGGGUGCAGCCACCUCCGACAGGCUGGGAGUCGUUCUUGAAUCAACAGGCGGCAUCGAGGAAUCCCUACCGUAACUCUUUCGCCAUUUCUAACCUUGGACUAUUCGACUCAACGGCCCAUCCGGAGUUGGCGGGUGUUUGGUUUUGUCAAUCCCCAAUGCCUUGGGGUGUUGCAUUGUAUCUUGACGUCGUUGGUUAUACCGUGCGCGGCCCUCCAGAAAUAGAUGGAGGUGUAGAAACCGAACUCGGCAUAAUCAUUUCAUACUUCGAAGGCGCUGUCAGCGGCAAUACCAUCGACAACUUCUGCAAAUAUUUCGUACGCGCGCUCGAGCUUUUUGCUGCCGCCGGAAAUUCUGGCGUCGAACAGACAAACGCAUUGAAAGCCUCUAGGCUCGCCGAGCUGGUUCGAGUAGUUAGGUGUUGAGAAAUAACAGAUAGGUAUAGAAAGGGUACCGUGGUCUCAUUGGUUCCUGCAGGAUUUUUUCGUGAUCAACUGCUUGAUUAACACCUCUGAUGGUACACAGCUUGGUGUAAUCCAUUCCAGUAUCUCGGUAUAUCCAUCAAUGUUAGAUCCCCAAGCAAGAUACCUUCAUCUCUCAUUCCUCUUACGUGUC
This is a messenger RNA of Aureobasidium pullulans EXF-150, 1734 nucleotides long. RefSeq lists its product as uncharacterized. Lineage: Eukaryota; Fungi; Ascomycota; Dothideomycetes; Dothideales; Saccotheciaceae. The transcript has a single exon. The record is from RefSeq and is a predicted model, not a curated record. The coding region runs from base 9 to 1544 and encodes 511 amino acids.